Hemicordylus capensis (graceful crag lizard) is the source of this 7951-nucleotide messenger RNA. RefSeq names its product mastermind like transcriptional coactivator 3 (gene MAML3). Gene Ontology annotation, biological process: Notch signaling pathway; positive regulation of transcription of Notch receptor target. The record is from RefSeq and is a predicted model, not a curated record. Gene Ontology annotation, molecular function: transcription coactivator activity. Gene Ontology annotation, cellular component: nucleoplasm; nuclear speck. The transcript is spliced from 5 exons. Bases 1171 to 4449 code for a protein of 1092 amino acids. Lineage: Eukaryota; Metazoa; Chordata; Lepidosauria; Squamata; Cordylidae.
GUGCCGAUUUUCCGCCCAAGGUAACAAGUAGUGUCGGUAGGAGCUGGAGGGCGAAUUAGGUGGGGAUCGUCGUGUCCGUUCCUGCUGGCUAAAGGUCCGGGCCGGAUUUUGCACCUUGUCCCCGGGUUUGCCUCACGGCCUGGAGGAGCUGGAGCUGCUGCUGCUCUGUUUAUUGAGCGCUCUUGUCCUGGUAUCACUCCGCUGGCAUGGAGGAGGAGGAGGAGGUGGAGGAGGAGAGCACUUGAUCAUUGUGAUGGUGGCAGGAGGAGAAGCAGCAAGCAGAGCAGAGCACUAGUCUGUGCGUAGCAGCUCGGCGUACGUUUUGCAAAUACUUCAGAGAGCGACUUUUGCAGAUCGCCCCGGAUUGUUCACGUGUUGGCUUCCCCUUGCUUGAGGAUUUGCUUUUUAAAGGUUCCUGUUGAAAUACAACUGAGCAGCCAAAGUACUUUGAGAACACGGUGCGGCAUAAACACCCAAACUUUUUUUCUCCUCUCCUCCCCCCUGGAAAGAAAACACAAUAAGAAAGCGGCGUGGCUUGUCUUCUGAUGCUGUGGAGUGUGAGUGCGGUGCUGUGUGUGUGUUAUGCCCGGUGUGUGUCUGUCCUAGGUGUCCGUGCGUGUGUGUGGCGUGUGUGUAGAAGUGUGUGAGUGGAUUUCUCUAUGCACGCCUGUGGGUGCAUGUCUCUCUCUUGCUCUCUGUUUAAUUACAUGGGGGAGACCAAGAAGGUUUUCGAUUCGGAAUUUGUUUUGGAAAUAAUGGAUGGUUUAAAAGGGGGACGGAUCUGAUCUCUGCUCCCUGGAGUUUGCUACCGAACUGCUGCUGAUCAGUUGGUUGGGAUUCCUUCUGUGUUUGUUGAUUGUGUCUGGCGAUAACCUUACAGCACCACCUCCUGGGAUUUUUUUUGUUUGUUAAAAAAAUAAUUGCCCCCCUCCCCGCCGGAGAGGAUCGACAAGGAGUGGGAGAGAGAGAGAGGGCUUUUUCUUUUUUUAAAAAACCCAAACAACCCCAAACAUUUUGCCUGAGAUCUGCUGCUGCCCAGUGCCCUCUCCAUGGUCCGUUAAAGAGUAUCUCAUCAGGAGGACUCCGUGUUUGUGUCUGGCGUGUGGCGCCCGCGUGUAAGAGGCGGAAAAAGAGAAAAGUUCUUCCAAAAUAGUGUGCACGGGGAAGGGGAUGGGGGAUUUUCCAGCCCCCGCUGCUCCCGCGAAUGGCAGCAGCAUUUGCCUCAACAAUAACCUGAGCGGCAGCCUUGCCGGGGCCGGUAUCGGCGUGAAUAGUGCUCCCCACGGCCCUCCUCCGGGUAACAGCGCUACUCAUAGCGGCGGUGGCACUAACGGGAGCGGUGGCGGCGGCAUUCCCAAACACAGCACCGUGGUGGAGAGGCUGAGGCAGCGCAUCGAGGGCUGCAGGAGGCACCACGUCAAUUGCGAGAACAGGUACCAGCAAGCCCAGGCCGAGCAGCUGGAGAUAGAGCGAAGGGACACGGUGAGCCUUUAUCAGAGGACCCUGGAGCAAAGGGCCAAGAAAUCAGGCACUGGAGGCGGCGGCAGCAAGCAACAGCAACAGAGCAAACAGCAACAAGAUGCCGAAUCUGCCACGGCUGAGCAAAGAAACCACACGCUGAUCAUGCUACAAGAGACAGUGAAGAGGAAGUUGGAAGGCGCACGCUCCCCCCUCAAUGGCGAACAGCAGAAUGGUGUCUGUGACAACAGCUUCUCUCCAACCAGUAAGCGGAUACGAAAGGAUGUACCUGGGAUUGAUGGAAUCAACACUUUGCCCAAUAAUUUGCCUUUGCCUUCUAUUUCCCCUCUUCACCAGCUUGACAUGAAGCCAUCUUUGCCCCUACAGAAUAGUGGAACUCAUACCAGUGGUCUAGAGGACUUGGGCAAAAAUGGCGGACUUCCAGAGAUAAAGCUCCCAAUCAAUGGUUGCAAUGAGCUUGAGGAUAGUUUUAACAUCCUGCACAACAACAAGGAACUAAAGCAAGAGCCCUUGGAUGAUCCUAGCUGCAUUGACAAUUCUGACACAUCCCCUUCAAAUCAAAAUAAACUCUUUUCGGACAUUAACUUGAAUGAUCAAGAGUGGCAGGAGUUAAUAGAUGAGCUGGCUAACACUGUUCCGGAGGAUGACAUACAAGAUUUGUUUAAUGAAGACUUUGAGGAAAAGAAGGAACCUGAGUUUCCCAGACCAGCCACUGAGACUCAGGAGAGUGCAAGUGUUAAAAGUGACCCCUCUCACUCUCCAUUUGCCCAUGUACCCUUGGGGUCCCCCCAGAUAAGGCCUUCUUCUUCAGGGCCUCAAUUUUCAAACCUCCCUAUGGUUUCUAGCAUACCUUCUGUCGCUAGUGCAGCCCCAGCUUCAGUCCCUGACAGCUCACCAGCAAAUUGUGUGGUUCAGUCACCUCCGACUCCCAACCAAGCACACACCCCAGGCCAAACCCAGUCACGGCCUGGCAAUGGGUAUCUCAUGAAUCCAACAACAGUGACUACCGCAGGCUCGGCGCCUGGUCCAGUAGCUGUGCCCAACGCUGACUUGUCUCCUGCUGAACAACUUAAACAGAUGGCAGCACAGCAACAGCAACGAGCUAAACUAAUGCAGCAAAAGCAGCAGCAGCAGCAUCCAAAUCAAGCAUCUAGCUGGUCCCCAGUAGGACCUCCAUCUAGUCCUUAUGGAGGACCCUUCAGUACAGAUAAACCAAAUAGUCCAAUGAUGUAUCCCCAAGCCUUUAACAACCAAAACCCCGUAGUACCUCCUCCGGCAAACAACCCACAAAAGACCACAAUGAAUAACUACCUCCCUCAAAACCACAUGAAUAUGAUCGGUCAGCAGCCAAAUAACCUGGGUGCAAACUCCUUGGGCAAACAAACCAAUAUGCUUUCUUAUGGCAACACUAAACCUCUCACUCAUUUCAAUGCUGAUUUGAGUCAAAGAAUGACUCCACCGAUGGCCAAUCCCAGUAAGAAUCCCAUGAUGCCAUACAUGCAGCAGCCGCCGCAGCCCCAACAGCCACAAAUGCAAGCUCAGAUAGCACACCUGAGCGAGGAGCAGAAACGCAUGCUUAUUAUGAAGCAGAAAGGAAUGAUGAACCAGCCGAUGGCUUAUGGAACCCUUCCCUCCCUUGGUCAGGACCAGCACACCGUGGGCUUGUCCCGGUCCACAGGCCCCAUGCAGUCUUCGGUGCCACCAGGUUCCAGCAAUGUGGGUGCAAGUCCUGGCAAUGCCAGCUUCUUGGGUAACCAGCCUCAAGCGGCCCUUAUGAAGCAGAUGCUGAUUGAGCAACGGGCCCAGCUCCAUUUGAUGGAGCAGCAGAAGCAGCAGUUUCUAAGGGAGCAACGGCAGCAGCAGCAGAUGUUGGCUGAACAGCAGUUGCAGCAGCAGCAGCAGCCACAUUUGCCUCGGCAGCACCUCCAGACGCAGCAGCGGAAUCCCUACCCUGUGCAACAAGUCAACCAGUUCCAAGGUUCUCCACAGGAUAUAGCAGCAGUGAGGAAUCAGGCAGCCCUUCAGAGCAUGAGGACGUCCCGAAUGAUGUCCCAGAACACCAGCAUGAUUGCCAUGGGGGCCUCCCCAAGCACAGGGGCCAUGUCUGCCACAGCUGGCCAGUCUGAGAUGGGGAUGGCUCCCUACAGCAGCCCAGCAGCCAGCCAACCGGGAAUGUACAAUAUGAACACAGGAAUGAGCCAAAUGUUGCAGCACCCAAACCAAAGUAGCAUGAGUCUAGCGCAUAACCCAAGCCAGGGACCAAGGCAGCCCAGCUCAACACAGGGGGUGGGUAUGGUCAGCAGCUUUGGUCCAAACAUGUUGGUGAACUCUGCCAUAUCUCAACAACACCAGCAGAUGAAAGGACCUGUGGGCCAGGUUCUGCCCAGGCCCCAAGCUCCCAGACUUCAAAACAUGAUGGCGCCUGUCCCACAAGGAGCACAGAAUUGGCAAGCACGAGGCCUGCAAGGUAUCCCUGGAAGGACUAGCAGCGAAAUUGGACCUUUUAACAAUGGCGCCGCUUACCCCAUGCAAUCUGGUCAGCCAAGGCUCCCUAAGCAACAUUUCCCACCAGGCAUGAGUCAAUCUGUCAUGGACACCAGUGGAACAGUAAGAACCCUCAAUCCAGCAAUGGGGAGGCAAAUGCUACAACCUCUCCCUGGACAACAAGGAACCAACAGCCAAACCAGACCAAUGGUGAUGCCUACGAUAAGUCAGGCAGUUCCCACCAUGACUGGUUUCAACCAGUCCCCUGCACAACAGAUCCCAGGGGGAAACUUUACUCAGAGCAACCAAGGUCAGGUCUAUGAGAGGAACCCCACUCAGGACAUAUCUUAUAGUUACAGUACUGAAGGAGCUGGAGGUUCCUUUCCAAGUAUUGCAGAGGGCACAGACCUUGUAGACUCCAUAAUUAAAGGCGGACCAGGAGACGAGUGGAUGCAAGAACUGGAUGAGUUGUUUGGAAAUCCAUAGCACGCAGGUGUCUGUCAAGUUACAAAUCUUUGUGGGGGUCAAAAAAAAAGGAAAGUGGGAUGUCACCCAUCCUUGUUUCUUUGUUUUGUUUUUAAAGCUGUGCAAAGCAAGCUAAUCUGGGGCUGCUUGUGAAAGGCUUCAGCAGAGUGUGAAGCAUCAGCAGUUUGGCCUUGCUGAUGUCCACACAGCAGUCUCUGCUCCACAGCACCCCAGCUGCAAGUUGGAAUGAAACAAAGGUAAAGAGAAGCUGCAAAAAUAGCUGAUCUCUGCCCAUAGGCCACAGAAUGAGCAUGGGAGUCCCUGUGUGGCAAGACAGUGGCUGUCCCAUUGCGGUGCAGUUUCCCACCCAGUUUUGCUGGAGCUGUUGUUUCCAGGACACAGGAAGAGGUAGCUCCUAACUGAAACAAAACAGGAGAGUUGCUGAAUGACUGUACAGGCUAUAUGCAGAGGUCAGAAUGAGUGCUAAACUCUGGGUUUAAGCAGAUGCCAAGUUUAUCUGUGUACUUUUCUGUCUAAUUUGAUAGGGAGUUGAGACUGGGUUGCUUGAUUAGAGGACUGUCACUGGUUAUGACUGGACAGGCCCACAGCUGAGUGAGUUUGUUUGAGGUGUGAGGAAAAGGCCUGUAUCUGGGUGUUUGCCCUGUCUGGUUCUUCUGUAGCCAAGUGAUUGUUGAUUCACUUUGUCUUUAAUGAGGAAAAAUACAGAGCUCUGGUACAGGCUAAGGAUGUGGUCUUCACCUUUCUCACGGAGGUGGCAGUCACCCAAGACAGAGAUGCAAAAGUAAGCAGGAUAUUUUUAAAAAGAGAGAUACACAUGAAACUGUUGGUGUCUAGUUUGUUCUUUUCCCAAAAAUGCAACCUGGGUGGGUAAUAUUUGUGCAGAGUUAGAAUACACAGACUGGUGAGCUGAGGUAACAGUCUUCACUUCCAGUUGAAAUAAAUGUUUUUUCCAGUGUCCGAGAGAUUCAAGGAGAAAUUGGUAUCAAGGUCGCACAGAGCGGGCCUAAUAGCUAUAUUGGCUAUUGUGUUAUAAAUAUGUGUCCCACACAUCCCUUGACAGGUUGGAAGCAAGUUUAUGCUCAGCAUUCUCCAAAACCACAUCCUCUCUUUCAUUUUUCCUACUUUGUAGAUGAUAACACCAAGCUCUUUUAAGAUGCCUAAACUAGUCUAUUAGAAACAAAGUAAGGAAGGGAAUAUCUUCUGGUGGUAAAUAAGGUAAUUUCUGGUAGUCAGUUGCAUAAGCUUCUGAGCAUCCCAAAGGACAGCUUCAAAUGGCAUUGUGUAAGUCACAAUUUUGUGUGGCUUAUCUUGAAUUGCAGUGCUUUGUUUAGGCACUAAAGGGGUAAGAAUGGAGCCAUUGAUCUCAGUGGGAAGUGAAUGUGCCACAUGUCUGGCAGGCUGAGAACAUUUGCCUGUUCAUCCUGAACACAGAUUUGGUAUUAAUGGAUCCACUACCCAGACUGAACUGAGGACCUAAGUGCACUGUACACACAAACAAACUUGUGUAACUGAACUCUGAUUGUACCACUUUUUCUUUCUUUCAGAAAAACACAUUUAUUGAAUGAUUAGUUUUGUGUGAAGAAGGCGCAGGGGGAGGAGAGGCUUAACCCUCUCCCCACCUACCAGUUCACUGCUCCAAGUGCCCUCCCCUUGCUGUUUUACUUCCUGGCAGGGUUCCAAAUGUCAAGAUUUGGAAUGUUCCAAAUGUCAAGAUUUGGAAUUCCGGGGGGGCGGAAGCAGUUUGGAGGAGUGAUUUAAAGUGGAGAAAGUAUUGUACACACACCCAUACACAAACACCCCUAAAGCAGCUUUUCCUGGAAAAGGGGGGCCAUCAGGGUUUGAUUACAGAUGUGUGCAUGUAACAUGUAUCAAGCCGUGCCAAGGCAUUAUCUGGGUGAGGACCCAGGGUAUAGCUAGCAUGGUUCUCAAAUAUCCACAUGCCAUCUGAUGCUUAUCCCCCUGAAUCAUUCUGAUGACUUCUGUGAGAGUCACAAUGGACCCUCAUGCAAUGAGGUGAGGAGCCACUUUAUCCAAUUGCUCUAAAAUUGUGGAUUAACUGCUGCACUUACAAACUGGUGGGCUCGGCACGUAGUGAAGUAGUUUACUAACGUUGCUACAAGCCCUGCUCCCCAUGCAGAGAUGAAUGAAUUCUGUGAAGAAAUAUACUUAACUUGUCCCAGACUCAGCCGGUCUCUGGCUAGGCAAUAAGGCAAGCCGAGAACUACUUUAUCAUGUACUCUGGCGCAUGUAUGCGCCAGAGUUAACCCUCAUCUUAGCACCACUGGAGAGUUGUGUGGAACAGCUGUGAACAUCCCAUGAAGGUUUCAGCACACAUGUAUUCUGAGAGUAACUGAGUGUCAUGACAGCAUAUGGCAAUUAGGGCUGAGAAAUGGGAGUUGUAUAUAUUGCAGGGACCAGGGCUGGGCUAAGGUUUCUGGUGCCCUAGGCAAAGUGUUCAUUUGGCGCCCCCUCCCAUUCAAUUAAGAUGAUGUUCUAUAACGUUAAGAAUUUCAUUUUAACUGAAUGUGGAGGGGCAUCAUCAUACUUGGAGGCUGGCAGUGGCUGGGGCAGGGGGAGCAGAGAGGACAGCAGGAAAAGGUCCAUAAGACCACCACUGCCUGCCACCCUGUACCGCUGCCCAGCUUCACGCAGCGUAUGCCCCCCCCACCCCCCAGUCAACAAUUGGCACGCUAGGCAACUGCCUAGUGGACAGAAUGGUCCUGGCAAGAACCAGUUGAAGACUGGAGCAACAUGACCACUUCCUUUAAAUAUUGUUAGGUCUGCGCAAGCAUAGACUAGAAACCAAGGGUAUCACUGUUUACUGGAAACUGUGAUAACAGAAAGAGCAGAACACGGACUCAGAAAUGCACAAACAUUAACAAGUAACUAAACAUUCACCUUUAUCAGAGAGGUGUCGGUAUUCAUGUUUGGUAUGCUGAUGAGGCCUCAAAAAUCAAUCAUCUUUGAAAAGCUUCCUCCAAAUAUUUUAGACUGGGACCAAGUAAUAAAGAGCCAGAUUUUAAUAUCUUGGGUUGUGGUGUUUUUUUGUUUUUAUUUUAUUUUUACUAUGGUGCUGAUGUAUAUGAAAUGUUUUUUUUAAAAAAGAAUUGUUUGUAAAUAUGUUUUUACAAUCAUGCAGAUAUCACUGGGUCUAAUAUGUAAAAUAUAUACAUAUAAAUAAAUAUAAAUAUUAUAUAAAAUUAUAUAUAUAUAUAUAUAUAUAUAUAAUGUUUGUUUAAAAUAGAGUAUUUUUAUUUCAUUCUUUAACUCAUCCUCACUGCAGUGGUAUUGCACUUCAGAUGUCUAAUUACUAAUUUGUACUGUAUCCUUGCCAGCAACUUGCUCCAUUUUAUUCAGAUUUUUCUAGUUUACUGUUUUUUACUUUGUACAUUGAACAUUGCUUAUUUCCUUUUGAGGACUGUACAGAGCUCUGGAAAAAUGUAGAAAGGAACUAAUAACAUACCAAUUUUAAAGAAAAAAAAAUAAAAGAUUGUUAUCUGAA